AGGAAGAUGGAAGCCGAAGGGGAGGUUGAGAUGAAGGAUGCGCCGGCGGAGAAAGGGAAGAAGCAGGAUAAGAAGAAGGAGGGCGGGGAGGCUGAGAUGGAGAUGGAUGUUGAGUGAGCGAUGCACACGACUCAAGAGGAGGUCAACCAGACGGCGGUCGGCAAGGUCGGCCGGGCCAAUCAAGCUGCGGGCGUGAGGGAGGAAGGAGACAGGGCAAGCGGGGUCAUCACAACAACAUGUCUAGCCGACAUCCCUUUUGGGUCUGAUGCCGUCCGCAGAUCUCCACGCCAGCGGCAUGUCCUGGAAAGCCCAAGUUUCGCCAUCGAUACAAUGGUACCCAGGACAAGGGAUAUUGCUGCCGGACUUGUGGUACAAUCCACUGCCACAGUCAGAGGCUCCUGCAGAGUCACUACCGCACAAAAUAGCGUCCUACCCAACCACGCCUUGUCCCCCUUAUGCCCCUUCAACAGCCUGGACACAGAAUGUGAAGGAAGCCGUUGCGGCGACUACGCCGACAGCCAUUUCGGUAAGCAGCCGCCAUGCAUGAAGCUGUGCCUAAACACGUCCUUGCAUGGCUGGACAAUAGCGGGAAGAUAUAGCGAGAGGUUACUUUUCGCGGAGGACACCAGACGCCAGAAAGUCCACAUGAUAUAACUCAACGACCUGGGAAUAUCCUACGACCUCGAAUUACUCUAAGUACAAUGUAAUAUAACUAACCCAAACAGAUAGUGCCAAU
Parathielavia appendiculata is the source of this 736-nucleotide messenger RNA. RefSeq lists its product as uncharacterized. The record is from RefSeq and is a predicted model, not a curated record. The transcript is spliced from 3 exons. The coding region runs from base 121 to 654 and encodes 177 amino acids. NCBI's taxonomy places the organism in Eukaryota, Fungi, Ascomycota, Sordariomycetes, Sordariales, Chaetomiaceae.